UAUUGUCAGGAUUUAAAACAAAAUUGCCAACAUGGCUGCCCGAAAUCCCGGCUGCGAAUUCGACCCAAGUUGGUUUGAAACCAUUCAAAUCAAUUUGCCGGCUGUGAGGAAGCGUGCUGCAGAGCUUGGUACUAGAAGGACGGUCAAGAAACAGUGGCAAGCUGCCUGGUUGCUGCGGGCUGUGACAUGUAUUGACCUGACCACACUCUCUGGUGAUGAUACUGCGGCUAAUGUCCAAAGGUUGUGCUACAAAGCAAAGCGACCAGUCCGAGAUGACCUACUUGAGUCUUGUGGAAUGCCUGAUAUAACUGUUGGUGCAAUUUGUGUCUACCCAAGCCGCGUUGCUGAUGCUGUACAAUUCCUCAAAGAUGCAGGUGUCCCUCAUAUCCCAGUGGCUUCUGUUGCCACUGGCUUCCCAAGUGGCCAGUAUCCCUUGAAGGGUCGUCUUGAGGAGAUCAGACAGGCUGUAGCAAGUGGAGCUGCAGAAAUCGACAUCGUCAUAAAUCGAGACUAUGCAUUAAAUGGAAACUGGAAGGGGGUUUAUGACGAGGUGAAACUGAUGCGUGAAGCUUGUGGUGAAGCUCACCUGAAAACUAUCCUGGCUACGGGAGAACUUGGCUCAAUGACCAACGUCUACAAGGCUAGCAUGGUCUGUAUGAUGGCUGGUGCUGAUUUUAUCAAAACAUCCACGGGUAAAGAAGGGGUUAACGCUAUCCUUCCAGUGGGCCUAGUCAUGGUUAGGGCAAUCCGAGAGUAUUAUCAAAGAACUGGCCACAAGAUCGGUUUCAAGCCAGCUGGCGGCAUCAGGACAGCUAAAGACUCGUGUACAUGGUUGGCACUAAUGAAGGAGGAACUCGGGGAUGAGUGGAUGAAGAAUGACUUAUUCAGAAUUGGUGCUAGCUCCUUGUUGGGCGAUAUAGAAAGACAAAUAUUCCAUUACGUGACUGGGAGAUAUGCAUGUGCUGAUGAGUUGGCUAUGGCAUAAACUUGUUACUUGUUUUAGAAUAAAAAUACCUAUUUUUGUCUCUGGUCCUUUUCUAGCCAUCAGAAUAGCCAAGCUUGAAGUUUAGUUUUUCCUCCAGUGGUUAGGGACAGCAUUGUCUCGCAAAGGCAUGUGGCUUGGUCAAAUGAAUGGUAUUUUGAAGUUGAUUGUGCACGGUUGUGCUAAUGGAUAUGGCUGUAAACUGUCAUUACAGAGGCUGUUUACCUUGGAAAGCAGAAACUGUAAUCACUUAAUUGUACAUAAUAAAUUUUACCAUUAUUAUAUUAAAUGGCAGCUAAAUUCCUUUCAACCUCAUUAAGAAUUCAAGUCUGAUGCAGUGUCCGUCUUCAUCCGAAAGGUUGGGUUGCAAUAAAUGGUUGUCCGGUUAAGUUGUAGAUGUUAAAUUCAAAAUCAUACCGAACAAGGGAAAGAGAUACAUGUAUAUGCUUCCAGGUAGAGAGAGGGUGAUCAAAAACUAAUUAUUUAAGUUUCCACUUGAUUUGUUGACACUCUGAGGUGAUCUGGAACAACCUAUUAAAAUGUGUAGUUUGUUCAACUGUUGACCUUCUUGUAUAAACAACCAAAGUUUUGUAAAAGUAUCAUGUAUAGUAAUCAUCAUUGUGUGAAAUGAAACAAAUUAU
This is a messenger RNA of Lineus longissimus, 1623 nucleotides long. RefSeq names its product deoxyribose-phosphate aldolase-like. Gene Ontology annotation, cellular component: cytoplasm. The transcript is spliced from 7 exons. Bases 32 to 985 code for a protein of 317 amino acids. NCBI's taxonomy places the organism in Eukaryota, Metazoa, Nemertea, Pilidiophora, Heteronemertea, Lineidae. Gene Ontology annotation, molecular function: deoxyribose-phosphate aldolase activity. The record is from RefSeq and is a predicted model, not a curated record. Gene Ontology annotation, biological process: deoxyribonucleotide catabolic process; carbohydrate catabolic process.